Messenger RNA from Hyaloscypha bicolor E, 2127 nucleotides. RefSeq lists its product as uncharacterized. Gene Ontology annotation, molecular function: double-stranded DNA binding. Bases 1 to 2127 code for a protein of 708 amino acids. The record is from RefSeq and is a predicted model, not a curated record. The transcript has 5 exons. Gene Ontology annotation, cellular component: SMC loading complex; chromatin. Lineage: Eukaryota; Fungi; Ascomycota; Leotiomycetes; Helotiales; Hyaloscyphaceae. Gene Ontology annotation, biological process: mitotic sister chromatid cohesion; maintenance of mitotic sister chromatid cohesion.
AUGAAUACAAACUAUGCGAACAACGGCCUCUAUGCGCCGGCCCCCCCGCAGCAGCAAGUUGAGCAACCUCAAUUCAUCUCUCCUGCGCAACUUUUCCAGCAACCACUCGCUCCAUCCCUUCUCUCCCACCUCUCGCAGAACACACCCAGCGGAAGAACCCUUUCGAACCCAGCAUCCUACAACUCGAGCAGAAUGGCACCCUUAACUCCUGCGAAUACACAGCCUGAUAUGACCCAACUUCUCGUCUCGCUAGCCGAAGAAUACUUUCAGGCUGCGCAAGAGCUUGCACCCGCCGCAGCGCUUUCUAUGACGGUUGCCGACGUCGAGGCCUACGAGGGGUUGAUUGCUACGGGCCUAGGCUGUUUGGAUACGGCGCUGAAGCGCAUCAAACUGCAACCCAGGAUGGAAGCAAACAUACGGUUGAGAUUUGCAGGCGUCCUGUUUGAGGAGACGGAAAACUCGAUGGAGGCAGAGACUGCCUUGAGCAAGGGGAUUGCACUAUGUGAAAGAAAUCACUACUACGACCUCAAAUACGCCAUGCAAUUCUUGCUAGCACAAUUUAUGGCGAAGAAGAACCCGAAGGCUUCUAUGAAAGCUCUGGAUGGCCACAUAUCUGAUGCACAAACGUACCAACACUUUUCCUGGGUCUAUGUAUUCCGCUUCCUUCGAGCAUCACACGCAUUAGAAUCCGGCAGUCUUACAGAUCACCAUGCCGCCGUACAAAAUCUCCGAGCUGUAGCGAAUCUUGCGAAGCAACAAAACGAUAAUGCUAUACAUCUCACGGCAUCUCUUAUGGAAGCGCUGGCAUUUUUGAAGAUUCCGGGUCCCGAGUCCCUCCAGCAUGUUCAGACGGCGCUUGCCCAGGCUCGGAGCUAUCAACACGACGAAAGCUGCAAUAUUCCGCAACUCAUUGGCUUGACCCAUAUCCUCGACGUGUCUUGCGCUAUUAUAAAGGGAAACUCGGUUGAGAUGCUCACCAAACUAAAGGACAUGCAAAAUAUGAUGGAUAAAGCACUUCACGAGAACACCUGGGGCACAACGAAUGACACUUUUGCUAUUCCAAUUAACAGAACCCCGAAGAGCUCGCACACUGUCAGUCAAGACACCCGAAUGAUCUUGGGUAUUGGAAAUGAUGGCGGGGACAACCUCAUGAUGACAUUUCUGGGCAAGAAAGAUGCCUAUUCCAUCACGUAUCUACUAUGUGGAAUGGUUCUCCUACACAAAAACUCCAGUGACCAAAAAGGGCUUAAAUACUUGCAGGCUGGCUUGGACUCCUUGGAAGGGGACAUACGAUCAGCCAGAUCUUCCUCCGGCCUUCUUCCAGAUCUCGUGUCAAAACGCCAAUGGCGUGGCGAGAUUUCAUGUUAUUUCCGGAUCUAUAUGGCUUUCUGCUGUGCCGGACUCGCGAAUUGGACAGAAACAAAACGAUAUAUUGACGACCUCAGGACCACCGUGCGUAAAUUCGAAGUGUCGUUGACAGGCCCAUUAGCCAGUCUUGCUCUUUACCUCGAUGGAAUUUACCAUCAAGGUAUCGGAGACUUUGAUACCGCUCUACAGAUCUUCGGGGAUCCCAAGCUCAGCUUGACCACAGCCAAGAGUACCGCGUUGACUUCGGCGGACCAAGUCGAGCGUGAUAUAGCUAUUCUUGCUACACUCAACUCCCUCUGGAUCGUGCAGGACAAAGGACUGCAAAAUCCUGAUCGAAAUUUGUCAGUCAAGGAGAAGCUCGAGCCGGUUUGCGUAAAUCACCCGAAUCCGGACAUCAGGAUGGCAUUUCACCUCGUUGGCGCAACAGUUCCAACGAAUCCUCCGCUCGAAUUAAUCGAGAUCAAGAGCCGGCUGAGAUCAGCAUUGGCUUGUGGAAACACAACUGCCAAUAUACAUCAGAUGUGCAUAUGUCUUAGCAUCAUGUGUAAUCGCUUCUUCAAUGGUGUCAUUGGUCCACAAGCGGAAAAGAGUGCGAAAGCUGCCUCUGUCCAAGCAACCAGGUCCGGCAACACUCUUUGGAUGAGUGUAACUGAUGGGAUGCUGGCCCGGUGCUAUGAGGUGCAAGGGAAAACGCAAGAUGCGCAAGCUAGUAUGGCGUCGGCACAGAAGUAUGCAGACCAGGCGCUACCCGGUGUGUAA